CGUCAAGUCAGCCAGUCAAAAUGUAAUACUGAGUCCGACAACAAAUGCAGUCGUGUGCGGAGUCAUUUUUUUCUUUCUUUCUUCCAAGCACUAUCAAGCCACUAUUAAUGCCCUGCUCCAGGUUAGGAAUUGAUCUUCAAACGGAAAGAUGGCUUCCCCGCGGGCUGGCAACACGCCUCCUGCAGAGCAAAGCACCCCUCUAGCGCAAGAUGAGGAUCGGCAACAAGGGGAGGCGGCGGAGAGCGACGUGCCCGUGAAAAAACGAGGCAGGGGACGCCCCCCGAAAUCCAAACCGUCCUUCAAGUGCUCGUCCUGCGGCGAGUCCUUCCGGAGCGUGCCGGCGCUGCGCGACCACAAGCUGUCGGCGCACGGCAAGGAGCCUCCGCAACAUCCCCACGCGUGUCCGCAGUGCCAAAAGAUCUUCUCCAGCAAGGGCCAUCUCUCCAAGCACGAGAGCACGCACGCGGCGGCCCAGCGGCCGUUUCAGUGUCCCGACUGCCACAAGGCGUACAAAACGCCCACCGAGCUGCGCAACCACAGUCGCUCGCACACGGGCGAGAAACCGUUUGUGUGCAGCGAGUGCGGCAAGGCCUUCAUGCAGGCCAUCUGCCUGCGGAUCCACAUGACGCAGCACAACGGCGAGCGGCCCUACUCCUGCCGCCAGUGCUCCAAAAGCUACCCCACCUUGUCCAAACUCAAGGUGCACAUGCGCUCCCACACCGGCGAGAAGCCGUACUUUUGCGGCGAGUGCGGCAAGAGUUUUGCCGACCCCUCCGUGUUCCGGAAGCACCGGCGCAACCACCAGGGCCACCGGCCGUACGCCUGCAACCAGUGCGGUAAAACCUACACGGAGCUGAAGGACCUGAAGAACCACGAGCGCUCCCACACCGGCGAGAAGCCCUUCCUGUGCUCCGACUGCGGCAAGGCCUUCUCCCGCUCGUCCUCGCUGGUCUGCCACCAACGCAUCCACUCCCAGAAGAAGCCGUAUCAGUGCGAGCAGUGCGGGAAAGGCUUCACGCAGCUGUCCUCCUACCAGUCUCAUCUGCGCACGCACUCGGGCGAGAAGCCCUUCCUGUGCCCGCAGUGCGGCAAGAUGUUCUCGGACCCGUCCAGUUUCCGCCGGCACCAGCGAGCCCACCUGGGAUUCAAGCCCUACCCGUGCGACAAAUGCUCCAAAAGAUUCCGACAGCCGGCCGAUCUGGCCGUGCACGAGCGGGUCCACUCCGGGGAGCGACCGUACAAAUGUCAGAGCUGCGACAAGGCCUUCGUGGCAUCCUGGGACCUGCGUCGGCAUUUGCUGGUCCACACGGGUCUGCGACCCUUCUCCUGCAGCGAGUGCGACAAGUCCUUCGCCGAGCGCUCCAGCCUCAACAAGCACCGCCGCGUGCACUCGGGUGAGCGGCCGUUCAAAUGCGGCGAGUGCUCGAAAUCCUUCGUCGUCUCCUCCAGCCUGCGCAAACACGAGAGGACUCACUUAGCCGAGCAGGCGCAGGCGCGCCCGCCCGCGCGACCGCAGGACCGGGACGAGGCGGCCGGCUCGGCUCCGUCGCAGUUCUCCUGCGCCCACUGCGACGCCACCUUCGGCACUUGGGCUGAAGUCCAGGCGCACGAGAACCUGCACGUCCAGCGAGGCAAGACGGCGGGCUCGGAGUUCUCCGAGGCGGCGGAGCUUCGCGAGCAGGAGAAGCAGCAGGCCAAGCCCAGGCCUCACGUGUGCGCCAGCUGCGGCAAAGCUUUUCUCAACCGGGCUGGCCUGCGCAAGCACCAGAAGAUCCACUCCAGCAGUAAACCUCACAGCUGCUCCCAGUGCGGAAAAGCCUUCCUGUUCCCCGCCUACCUCCGCAAGCACUUACGGACGCACGCGGACGCCCCGCGGUCCGACCUGAACAUCAUCCACACCGACCCGCUGCCCUCGCCCCCGCCGCCCGCAGAGGCCGGCGGCGCCUCCUUGAACAUUCCCGUCAGUGUGUCUGCCGCCGCUUUUCACACUCUGCCAGAGUACCUGAUCAAGGAAGAAGAACUUUAAAUAACACUAAGUGGGCCGUCAACCGAGUUACAGUUCUUGGGACCGAGCCGCAGGGGGUGCGACGUUUAUGGCGGAUUUGCGCAAAUUAAAAAAAAUAAAAAUUCCAUGUGGGAAGUUACUGGGAAUCAAGAGUCAUUUUAAGGAUAAGUAUUCGAUUCAAGCUGAAGUCUUUUGUUUUUGCCGUAAGCAGACAUCCAUGCAAAAUAGAUGGCUCUCCUUGCCCUACAUGCAAGGGCAUGACCGAACCUUCACUACUGCAUUUUUUUGGAAACGGGUGCACCUUCUCGACGGAAUUUUGUCGUUUUUCCAUGCACAGAAAAUAACUUGAAAGCAAAGCAACCAUCGCAUUUCCAAAAGGUGUCCGGCUACAUACAGCGCUUAACGUUUUUUGUAUUUUUUUUUUUUUCAUAAAUAUUUUGCCUUCUGCGAAAGUUUCCAGCGUGUCCAUCACACUCGCACUUCCAUGAAAAGAAGGUCAAACGCUUGCACGAUUGUUUUCCUUGACAGCUCAUCCAAAGAAUAUUUUCUUUGUUUAGUAAUCGUGACGCGGAAGCGAUCGACUGUGUCCUGGCAUCACCUCAAGAAAACACAACUUGUCAUUCCAAGAGGAAUAAAAAUGGCAUUUCGCACGUA
Messenger RNA from Hippocampus zosterae (dwarf seahorse), 2659 nucleotides. It is a transcript of the gene znf668, whose product is annotated as zinc finger protein 668. Gene Ontology annotation, molecular function: DNA-binding transcription factor activity, RNA polymerase II-specific; RNA polymerase II cis-regulatory region sequence-specific DNA binding. Gene Ontology annotation, biological process: regulation of DNA-templated transcription. The coding region runs from base 149 to 2026 and encodes 625 amino acids. Lineage: Eukaryota; Metazoa; Chordata; Actinopteri; Syngnathiformes; Syngnathidae. The record is from RefSeq and is a predicted model, not a curated record. The transcript has 2 exons.